AGGUUGGUGUUCCAGCUUGCCGGUCGCCUCUAUAGAGCCCACCUUUAGACGGCGACUAUUGGUAGAUCGUUACGUCAUUGCCCUAUCUACCUCACUCCCACUGGCUCUCAUAGGAAGGGGCGGUCGCAACGUCACGGGCAAGGGCCGCCAUUUUGACUGAGCAACCCUAGUGACAGGAGCCGAAGCAGCAGCGCAGGUUGUCCCCGUUUCCCCUCCCCCUUCCCUUCUCCGGUUGCCUUCCCGGGCCCCUUACACUCCACAGUCCCGGUCCCGCCAUGUCCCAGAAACAAGAAGAAGAGAACCCUGCGGAGGAGACCGGCGAGGAGAAGCAGGACACGCAGGAGAAAGAAGGUAUUCUCCCUGAGAGAGCUGAAGAGGCAAAGCUAAAGGCCAAAUACCCAAGCCUAGGACAAAAGCCUGGAGGCUCCGACUUCCUCAUGAAGAGACUCCAGAAAGGGCAAAAGUACUUUGACUCAGGAGACUACAACAUGGCCAAAGCCAAGAUGAAGAAUAAGCAGCUGCCAAGUGCAGGACCAGACAAGAACCUGGUGACUGGUGAUCACAUCCCCACCCCACAGGAUCUGCCCCAGAGAAAGUCCUCGCUCGUCACCAGCAAGCUUGCGGGUGGCCAAGUUGAAUGAUGCUGCCCGGGGCUCUGCCAGAUCCUGAGACGCUUCCCCUCCCUGCCCCACCCGGGUCCUGUGCGGGCUCCUGCCCCUUCCUGCUUUUGCAGCCAGGGGUCAGGAGGUGGCUCGGGUGUGGGCUGGAGAGGCAGAAGCCCUUUCCUGUUGGUGUCCCAGCACAUGGAGCCCCUUGGGCUGAGCACCAAGACCUUGAACCUUUUUUGUUUUACCUUUUUUCCAAAUAACAGUUGGGAGAAAUAUCAAUGAAAUUCUCGGGGUGGGGGUGGGGUUGAAAGGGUGGGGUGGGAGAUAGGGAGGAGUAUGAAUUAGGGCUUGGAGUUGGUAAAAACAUUCCUGACUAUCCUUCUUAACCACGUGGCUGAUGUGGGGUAGGUAUGAGGGGAAAGAAGUGGAGUAGCCUAAUGAAAAGGGGUUCUAGUUGAGCUCUGUAGAUAAAUGCCUUGUUUCAGUGUGGUUGGAGACCUGGUGUCAGAUAAAAGAAACUCCAUCCGCACAGACAGAUGCAAACAGCUCCUCUAGUUCUGCAGAGCUAGUUGAGAACUCAACAUUAAUCAUUUUAAAAAGUGCUGUCCUUGAAAUAGAUUUGCUGUGGGAGGAAGGGCAGUGAGUGUGGGAGAAAGGAGCCGUGAGCGUGGGGAACCCCACAGAGCCCAAAGGACUUUUUCAGUAUUCGAAAUAAACAAAACAAAAACCCAUGAAAAAACCCAACCCAGAAA
This is a messenger RNA of Pan troglodytes (chimpanzee), 1360 nucleotides long. RefSeq names its product endosulfine alpha (gene ENSA). NCBI's taxonomy places the organism in Eukaryota, Metazoa, Chordata, Mammalia, Primates, Hominidae. Gene Ontology annotation, molecular function: protein phosphatase inhibitor activity. The record is from RefSeq and is a predicted model, not a curated record. The transcript has 4 exons. Bases 276 to 641 code for a protein of 121 amino acids. Gene Ontology annotation, cellular component: cytoplasm.